UUCAUGCGGCUAACACGAACGUGUGCAUCUGUCAGCCAGAGGUGAACAUGGCAGACGUCUCGGAGAGGACGCUACAAGUCGCGGUCGUGGUUUCUUUCGCUGCCGGCUUCCUGGCGGGCUGGCAGGCUAACAGAAUGAGGAGAAAGUUUCUGGACUGGAGGAAGAAACGGCUGCAAGAGAAACUGUCUGAAACUCAGAAGAAGCUGGAUUUGUCUUGAACGGUCUGUCUUCUCGUCCCUGUAAAGCUGCUGGGUCCUGGGUGAGCUACAAGAGACCUCACCUGCCUGUGUGCUGGACUACCCACCUUUUCCCACCACACCUUUUAAAUCGAGGCCGACCUUGAUAUUUAAUGUGGUCACGUUGGAAAUGCAAUCAUCACCCACACCCACCGGACCUUCUUUUCUGCCCUUGGACUCUAAUGUGGAAGAAUUCGAGGAUCUGGCUUUAGUGGUUUUCUGUUCCAGCAUGUCUCAGUUUUUAUCUGUUUCACAUCUGAUCAAAUAAAUUAUUUGUGUUUUUCA
Molecule: messenger RNA, 521 nt
Organism: Chelmon rostratus (copperband butterflyfish)
Lineage: Eukaryota; Metazoa; Chordata; Actinopteri; Chaetodontiformes; Chaetodontidae
Product: mitoregulin-like
Exons: 2
Coding region: 48-218 (56 amino acids)
Biological process (GO): positive regulation of mitochondrial membrane potential
Cellular component (GO): mitochondrial inner membrane
Source: RefSeq, a predicted model, not a curated record